Chenopodium quinoa (quinoa) is the source of this 1600-nucleotide messenger RNA. RefSeq names its product F-box/kelch-repeat protein At1g80440-like. Gene Ontology annotation, molecular function: protein binding. The transcript has a single exon. The coding region runs from base 333 to 1430 and encodes 365 amino acids. NCBI's taxonomy places the organism in Eukaryota, Viridiplantae, Streptophyta, Magnoliopsida, Caryophyllales, Amaranthaceae. The record is from RefSeq and is a predicted model, not a curated record. Gene Ontology annotation, biological process: negative regulation of cytokinin-activated signaling pathway; regulation of phenylpropanoid metabolic process.
CUAGCCAUAAUUUAAUAAUUUUUAUCCUAUGGUCACACUACAUAAUUCUUAGAGUAUAAAUUAAUUUGUUUACACCGCCUUUUUUUCAUCAUCUUUGUUUGCUUCUAGAAACCUUAGCCUCUUCUCCCCUGUUCUUAUCAUCUUUUCUCUAGAAUCUUUUUUUUGUCUAUAAAUACAAAUUCCCACAAAAAAAAAAAAAAAAAAUCAUAGUAUUAUUCUGAUCUUCAUUCUAAAACAUUGUCUUACUAAAAAAUAGCCACUUUUUCUGAGUGAAUAAUAGCAACUUCUAUUACAGUUUAUUUAAACUUCAAUUUCUUUGAGUUUUGAAAAAUAUGGAUUCGAUUAUUCCGGGUUUGAUUGAUGAUUUGGGUAGAGAGUGUUUGAUUCGGGUACCCUUUUAUGAACUUCCAACAGCAACUUCAGUUUGUAGAAACUGGAAGUAUGAAAUUAGUGUGCCGGAGUUUAUCCGGCAUCGAAAGGCGGCCGGAGUAGUCCGGUCGAUUAUUGUGUUAGCUCAAGCUCAGUAUGAAGGUCCGAUUCAAAAUUCUGAAUCGGCCCCUGCUGUGAAGGAGCAUCCAUCUAGGCCAACAUACCGCCUUACGGUAUCAGAACCGGAAGCCGGGAUGUGGGCCCAAUUACCCCCAAUUCCUGGGCAUCCCGAGGGAUUGCCCAUGUUUUGUGGGUUAAUUGGGUCCGGUUCGGAUCUUGUUAUCGUUGGAGGGUGGGACCCUGUGACGUGGAAGGCCUCGAAUGCUGUGUUUAUGUAUAGUUUUUUAUAUGGUGGGUGGCGGAAGGGUGCGGAUAUACCAGGUGUACGGCGGUCCUUUUUUGGAUGCGCCGCGUCAGACGAUGGUCGGACGGUUUUGGUUGCUGGGGGACAUGACGAGGACAAAAACGCCUUGAGUUCCGCGAUGUUGUAUUACGUGGAAGAAGAUAAGUGGGUCUCUUUGCCUGACAUGUGCCGACCACGUGAUGAGUGUAAAGUUGUUUUCCUCCGUGGCAGGUUCCAUGUCAUCAGUGGUUACCCAACGGAUAUGCAAGGGUGUUUUGAGAGGUCGGCCGAGGUGUUCGAUUGGUCCACUUGGCAGUGGGGCCCGGUGAUCGAGGAGUUUCUAGAAGAAGGUUCGAGCCCCGGGUUGUGCGUGGCUGGUCCUGACGGGCGCUUGUACUCGUGCAUAGGAAGGCGAAGUAGUGAUGUGGCGGUCUACCAGGGUGACAAGUGGCAGGUAGUCACGGAGGUUCCUGCUGACGUGCGAAGCUCCCAAUGGUUGGGUUCUUGUGGGGAUAAGUUGGUAGUGAUUGGGUCUUCUAAAUUCGGUGAACCACAUAGUGGUUAUAUGUUGGAUUUGAAGAACUAUAAAUGGACUAAGCUUGAUAUGCCUACAAAGUUUUCAGGGCAUGUUCAAUGUGGUUUUAUUUUAGAACUUUAAGGUUGUAGUAUUUGCUACUUGUAUCUGUUACAAGUUUAAGUAGGGUUAGUGUAUGUAUAUAACUAAAUAUGUAGCUAAAUCUCCGGAGAAGCUUGUGUAUACUUCAAGUGAUAAUAUAUUAUACCGAUUUACAUCAUAUAAUUAUGAAAUUUUGGGUAUGAUUUACAUCA